Pomacea canaliculata is the source of this 3596-nucleotide messenger RNA. RefSeq names its product protein white-like. Gene Ontology annotation, cellular component: plasma membrane. The record is from RefSeq and is a predicted model, not a curated record. NCBI's taxonomy places the organism in Eukaryota, Metazoa, Mollusca, Gastropoda, Architaenioglossa, Ampullariidae. Gene Ontology annotation, molecular function: ABC-type transporter activity; ATP hydrolysis activity; ATP binding. Gene Ontology annotation, biological process: transmembrane transport.
AGGUGAGGGGACAAGCCAGUGUGAUCAGGAAGCAGUGUCAGUCCCUUAGUCUAGUCAAGCUUCAAGCUUCUUGAUCUCAGAUUAAUUUUGGAUCUGAUUCAGCCAAGAUGGACUCUUCAGCCAAUCAAAACGGCGAAAUUGUAGUUUACUCUCCUCUUAAGGGUGAGCAUCUAAUUCAUGGCUACGGUGACCAAGGCCAGUUCCCUAACAGAGGCUACAACCACGAAGAUAAGUUCCUUAACCGAGGUUACAACGACCAAGGCCAGUUCCCUAACCGAGGUUACAACGACCAAGCCCAGUUCCCUAACCAAGGUUACAACGACCAAGCCCAGUUCCCUAACCAAGGUUACAACGACCAAGCCCAGUUACCUAACCGAGGUUACAACGACCAAGCCCAGUUACCUAACCGAGGUUACAACGACCAAGCCCAGUUCCCUAACCAAGGUUACAACGACCAAGCCCAGUUCCCUAACCAAGGUUACAACGACCAAGCCCAGUUCCCUAACCAAGGUUACAACGACCAAGCCCAGUUACCUAACCGAGGUUACAACGACCAAGCCCAGUUACCUAACCGAGGUUACAACGACCAAGCCCAGUUCCCUAACCAAGGUUACAACGACCAAGCCCAGUUCCCUAACCGAGGUUACAACGACCAAGCCCAGUUCCCUAACCGGGGUUACAAUGACCAAGGCCAGUUCCUAAACCGUGGCUUCGGUGACCAAGGCAUGUCUCAGAUCCGAAGCCAUGACGACAGAGAAGAAAGGGCCUUCCAGAGUUAUCUAACACCUCGUACAGAGGACACAAUGUAUUAUUCUUCCAUCACAGAUAUCCAUGAAAACAAAAUGCCCAACGGAGUUGGAUUACAGCGACCUCCCGCUCUGGACCAUGAUCACGUGAUAAUACCGGCUGUGUUGUCCUGGGAGAGCAUCACGGUGCGAGUCAAGGGGAAGAAGGGUCAGAAGUCAAGCAAGGGAACUGUAGGAGACGCCGCAGUUCCGGUUCCUGAUCCUGGGAAAACCCAGUCGAAGGGCGGCAAAAUCAUUAUUGACAAUGUGUCGGGCAUAGUAAAGCCAGGGACGCUGAUGGCCAUCAUGGGAGCCAGUGGUGCAGGAAAGUCCACACUGCUCAACGUCUUGACCUGCCGCAACUUGAAAAGUUAUGUGCUGCAAGGGGAAGUAAAGGUCAACGGGGUCAGCCUGGGCAGCAGCAUCCGCAACAUUUCUGGCUACGUCCAGCAGGACGACCUGUUCAUCGGAACUCUGACUGUCCGUGAGACCCUGAGAUUCAGGGCAAUGCUGAGAAUGGACAAAAACAUAACCAAAGACCGACUUGCCAAGGUUGAAGAGGUUAUCAAAGAGAUGGGACUGUCAAAGUGUGCCCAGACCCAGGUGGGGUCAACUGGACAAAAAAGAGGUAUUUCUGGAGGAGAGCUGAAGCGACUGUCUUUUGCCUGCGAGAUGCUGACCAACCCUCCCAUCAUGUUUUGUGACGAGCCUACGUCAGGCUUGGACACGUUCAUGGCGCAGAACAUCGUCCAGACUCUUCAAAACAUGGCCAGCAGGCGGCGCACCAUCCUGUGUACCAUCCACCAGCCCUCGUCCGAGAUAUACGCCUUGUUUGAUCAACUUCUGCUGAUGGCGGAGGGUAGGGUGGCCUUCAUGGGUUCCACAAAACAAGCUUUGGAAUUUUUUAGCAGCUUGAACUUCGUGUGCCCACCAAACUUCAAUCCUUCCGACUUCUUCGUGUUGACGCUGGCCAUUGUUCCAGGAAAGGAAGAUGAAUGUAAACGCAAAGUCAAGGCCAUAUGCGACACCUUUGUACAAACGGAGCAGGGUGGACAGAUCAUGAAAGAUGUUAAACAAGUCAGCUCCCUCAGGAGGCAAGACACUUUAAUCGAAGAUGCUAAGAAAAGCGAGUCAAGAUACAAGACCAGCUGGGGCCGCCAGUUUCUCAGUGUUUUUUGGAGGAGUUGGGUCUCUCUCACCCGCGAUGUUGUGCUGCUCCGCGUACGUGCGAUCCAGAACCUGGUCGUGGCUGUGGCCCUGGGACUUAUCUACCUCCGACUUACUUACGACCAGAAAGGAGUCAUGAACAUUAAUGGCGCUAUGUUUAUUCUCAUCCUGAACCUCUCGUUCAACUGCAUGUUCUCUGUCGUCAACUCCUUUCCGAGUGAAGUGCCUAUCUUCCUUCGAGAAUAUGGAUCCGGACUGUACAGGGUCGAUGUCUACUUCCUGUCUAAAAUUCUGGCAGAGUUACCAACCUUCAUCGUGAUUCCACUGAUGUUCAUCACCGUUGACUACUGGAUGAUGGGACUUUAUGGAACAGGAGAGGCAUACAUCAUCAAUGCAGCUGUCUUCGUCCUCGUCGCCAAUGUUGCUGUCUCUUUUGGCUACGUCAUCUCAACGGUUUCCCCUAACGUCAACGUGGGCUUGGCCCUCGCGCCACCCAUGAUGAUACCAUUGCUUCUGUUCGGUGGCUUCUUCCUCAAUGAUGAUUCUAUACCCAUCUACUUCAUCUGGCUGAAGUACUUAUCUUGGUUUAAGUAUGCAAAUGAGCUGCUUGCUGUGAACCAAUGGGAACACGUUGAUUCCCUAAGCUGUAACAGUGGCAACAGUACCAGCAUGGCCAAUAAAUGUCUGUAUAAAAAUGGAACAGACGUUCUAACCUAUCUGAGUUACUCAAAGGACGAUAUGUCACUGAACGUGGGUCUACUUUUCGCCCUCCUCGUGGGAUACCGUCUGCUGGCUUUCGUGAUCCUCCUCAUCCGCGCCCGUCUGUCAAGGUCGUGAGCCAGUUUGUCAAAGUCGUGAGCCACUUUAUCAAACUCACGAGUCAACUCGCGCAGCGCGAGAACACAAAGACUCCCACAAGGAAUGUCACACAAGUCGAACAUUUCUCCACAGACUGUGUGGCAAAGACAGUUGUAUGAAUGAAUACGCCACAGCUGUGGUAUGGACUGUCAUAUGAACCUCAUAUUUUUGUGUCAUACCUGCGAAUAUUUAUAUUGCACGGAUGUAAAGCUCCAGACACAAACACAAGUUUAGGUGAGAUAAGGAAUCUCACAUAAAUGUAACGGUUGAUCAACAAACUGUGACAAAGAAUACAUUUUAUUUAAAACCCAGACUUUCUCUCUUUCCCCAUCCCUCUCCUCUUAACUAGUCCGGGACUAGGAAUGACAUGGUCCAAAACACCAGCUUUAAUUUUCUGUAUUUGUUACAUACGUGUAAUAUUAUAUGUUUAGUUAGUUCACCCUGAACUGCAAAGAUGUCGUAAGAACACAAAAAUGUAGACAUGACAUCUAGUCAGACACAUGGAUUGUUUGCCAUUUGUACUACUAGAACUUGUAUACAAGCCACUAGAAAUCCGUAAUUUGCUCUGCGUGAAGGAAGAUAUAGUGUUAACAAAGGGUGUCUACUCACUUUUCUCACAACAGCUUCUUCAUGUUGCUACAGCAGACCAAACUAGACGGAAUAUACACAAUAACUGAGUCAGCAAUGCAAGUAAAACUAUUGUGAUAUUUCCUACUAACAAACCUUGGAUAACAACUAAUUUGAAAGAUGUGCUAAAUGACGAAAUAAAAAUCCCAUUCUCUUCGC